Tripterygium wilfordii is the source of this 2602-nucleotide messenger RNA. RefSeq names its product pentatricopeptide repeat-containing protein At1g09900. Gene Ontology annotation, molecular function: protein binding. Lineage: Eukaryota; Viridiplantae; Streptophyta; Magnoliopsida; Celastrales; Celastraceae. Bases 297 to 2153 code for a protein of 618 amino acids. The record is from RefSeq and is a predicted model, not a curated record. The transcript has a single exon.
ACCGCUCAUCUAGCGAAUGCACAAGAACAAAAAUCGCAAACUCAAACUAGACUGGAAUUGGAUAAGCAGCAACGGCGGCACACGUUGUCUCACUGUUCCUCCUUCUCUGCUGUUGAAAACUACUUGGAGUAAGCUCUCGCUUCAUUACUUGUAUACUAGCACUGGUUUCUGUUUCCGAAACUACAGUCGUACAAAAGUCCUUGUGUUUGCUUUCUGUAGCUUCUCUCACCAAAUAUCUUAUUGAAGCAUGUACUGUUGAUUGUAAAGAUAUCGGUUAGUAAUAUUUGGUUCAAUUUAUGGAUUUGGUGGUUAAUACAAAUCAAACCCGUGACGGGUUUUGCUCAUUUCAACACUUCAAUAGAAAGAGUACAAGAGACAGAGGUUUUAAAGCUAGAUUCAGGGAUGAAGCUGGUCCCAAUUCCAGAAGGGUUAGAUUUUAUAUGCGCUGCAGAAGUCACCAUUUUGCUUUAUUUUCUGAUAAUUCUGAGUUUAGAAAAUCUGUAGGGUUUCAAAAGCCGAGGCGGAAUAGGGUUUUUCCAGUUUCAAAGGUACACGCUUUUGGGUUGAAUGGUAAAGCUCAAAAUCUGGAGAAAACCCUAAAUGGUCAUGUGAGCGGUGGGAAUAAUACAAAUUCAGUGCAAUCCUCUCAUACUGUUGAAGAAUUUGAGAGUAAUAAUGUUCUUCGUCGACGGGUUAGGAAUGGAGAGUUGGAGGAAGCCUUGAAGUUUCUUGAGAGUAUGGUUUAUAAUGGUGAUAUUCCUGAUAUAAUCCCAUGUACCAGUUUGAUUCGUGGAUUUUGUAAAAUGGGAAAGACUAGAAAGGCGUCUCGUGUUAUGGAGAUUAUGGAGGAUUCUGGGGCAGUUCUUGAUGUUAUAACUUACAAUGUUUUGAUUAGUGGUUACUGCAAAGCGGGUGAGAUUGAUAAUGCUCUACGAGUUCUGGACAGGAUGAGUGUGGCUCCGGAUGUAGUUACAUAUAACACAAUUUUGCGUGUGUUGUGUGAUAGUGGGAAAUUGAAGCAAGCGAUGGAAGUUCUUGAUCGGCAGUUGCAAAAGGAGUGCUACCCAGAUGUGAUAACAUAUACAAUAUUGAUUGAAGCCACUUGCAAGGAAAGUGGGGUUGGCCAGGCCAUGAAGUUCUUAGAUGAGAUGAGGAAUAGGGGGUGUCAACCUGAUGUUGUUACUUUUAAUGUUCUCGUCAAUGGGAUCUGUAAGGAAGGAAGGUUGGAUGAAGCAAUAAAGUUCUUAAACAGCAUGUCUUCAUAUGGUUGCCAACCUAACGUGAUUACACAUAACAUUAUUUUGCGUAGCAUGUGCAGCACUGGGAGGUGGAUGGAUGCAGAGAAACUAUUAGCAGACAUGGUUCAGAAAGGCUGCUCUCCUAGUGUUGUUACUUUCAAUAUUUUAAUUAACUUUUUGUGUCGGAAAGGGUUGCUAGGACGAGCAAUUGAUAUGUUGGAGAAGAUGCCCAAGCAUGGAUGUAUACCAAAUUCCCUAAGUUAUAACCCACUGCUGCAUGGCUUCUGCAAGGAAAAGAAGAUGGAAAGGGCAAUUGAGUAUCUGGAGAUAAUGGUCUCUAGAGGGUGUUACCCUGAUAUUGUGACUUACAAUACUUUGCUCACGGCAUUAUGUAAAGAUGGGAAGGUUGAUGCUGCAGUUGAUUUACUUAAUCAGCUAAGUAGCAAGGGUUGUUCACCUGUUUUGAUCACUUACAAUACCGUGAUUGACGGUCUUUCAAAGGUCGGUAAAACAGAACAAGCCAUAAAACUGUUGAAUGAGAUGCAGGCAAAGGGUCUCAAGCCUGAUAUAAUUACAUACUCUUCUCUUAUUGGAGGGCUUAGUAGAGAAGGUAAGACGGAUGAAGCUAUUAAGUUUUUACGUGACUUGGAAACAUUUGGUGUCAGGCCCAAUGCUAUCACCUACAAUUCUGUCAUAUCUGGACUCUGUAAGGCCAAGCAGACUGAUCGUGCAAUUGACUUCUUGGCCUAUAUGAUAUCCGGGGGAUGCACACCAACUGAAGUUACAUACAUGAUUUUAAUUGAAGGCAUUGCUUCUGAAGGUUUAGCUACUGAGGCACUGGAGUUAUUGAACGAGUUAUGCAUCAGAGGAGUUGUAAAGAGAAGCUCUGCAGAUCAGGUGGCAGUCAAGAUGUAGUUUGUGGUGACUGUUGAUCUUUGAUGACUGUUCAUUGGCAACUUUCCCCUGGAUUUUUUUACCUUUGCUCUCACGUCAUAUUGAUUUUAUCUGAACUUGUGCCUAAGAAAAGAAAGAAAAUCUACUCUUGACAUGGGGUGGAAUCACUGGAAUCCAAGAUCAAUUUUGGUAAGACGGUUCAUUACAUCAACCCUCACUCUGUCUGGUGUUGGGUUAUAUGUGUACCUGUCACAGCAUAUGUUGGUCAAUUGUCUUGUCCUUGUUUUAGCUAGUAUAGUUUGCUCUAGUUUGCCUUGGUCUUCUUAGCUUGAACUUGAUGUUUUAUUGUCUCUUUCACUUAUAUAGAAUCAAUGACUAUUUUGUGCUCCUCCAUUUUUCUCUUUAUCCGAUUGUAAUUGGAGCUUUUGCGAACCAAAAAUGUGCAGGGAUCUUUUACCAGUACUUUUUCA